CUUCAUAACCAACUCCUCUCCCACCAAUUUUUUUUCUUCUUCCUCCUCCCCACAUUCUUCGCCAUUCACGCAAUUGGGAUUUCCCGGGAAAAAAAUCCUUCCCAUCUCCGCGCAAGCUUUGUGCUUCAACGUAGACUUACCGUCAGAUUUUCAUCUUCCCCAGCAGCGGACUUGGGAGCAAUCUGUGGAGGAAAAGUUGGACAAGGAAGCUUGACCCGUCAUCACCUAAGUAUCUAGCUACAACAAACUCCCUUUCGAAGCUAUUUUAUGGUCGAAUUGUCUCCAAACAUUCCAGACACGCUCUGAAUCCCCCACCCCCUUCCCCCGCUACCCUGCUUUCCUGCUCUCAUAGCAGCCUGCCAACACGGCCUCUCAAACGGGCAAAGCGGACCACGAUUGUCCAUUUACCCCCCCUCUCCGGUAUUGUUGCAUAAUUCUGGGUCACCACGGAGUGCCAUUCAAGACGACGCCGUUCCUCGAGAGCCAGUUCCUCCUUUUCUUAAAUUCGCUCUUUGAACCUCCAUAACCUUUCUCCUCCUCCUCUACCUCCCUUUUUCCCGUCGCAUCAUCCUCCAUUCAGCCUCGUCUGAUCGAGAAUUCUUGGCUGCGGCCCACCCCCCUCCUCCAAGCUUCGCCACCAGGGAUAAUCAGCCAGAUUUCUCUAUCAUAUUACCAAUCUUCUAUUCCUUCCUCAUACUACCUCCAUACUCUCUCACUACCCGACUUUGCUUUAUAUUUGCUAGAGACAACUGCUUCGUUACUAAACACCCAUACCUUGGCUAGACAAACAGAGAAUGGGUCAGCAGCCUUCCAAGAGACCAGGCGAAAAGGGUAGCGCGCCGGCAAGCUCCUCCACGACAUCGCUCGGCGUAGAUGGAAACACCUUACCGAUAACAAAGUCGGACACUCAAGGCUCUACAAGAUCUAUUCGCGGAUCGAUUCGUAAUAAGAUUGCAGCCUCGACCAACAAGGAUAGUCCUUCGACCUCUCUCGCUGCUCUUCCUAGUGCUACAGACAAGUCUGAUGCAGCUUCCGUUCGGUCCUCGACCAGUGCACGAUCACGACGAGAGUCCAGAAGUUCUAACCCUAAUCUUCCUCCAUCUUUAACCUCCUCUCUCUCUCGGUCCGUACCGAACUCCGAACCUUCCACGUCAACGAAUACCCCUUACGGUUCUACCAACUCUCUGGUUCCCCCACCGGCCACUCUGCGGUGGAGGGUGGAAAGAAUAAGGAGGUGGACCAUGUCUCUGAUGUGCCUGCUGGAUCUGGUUCCAUGCAACCUCCCCAUUUGCAAGCGCCCAAGGAAUCGAUUUUGAUAAAGCGGCCGGGCGCUCCGAACCCUGUCACCAUCGGAAAUGGGUCCACAGAGGGUGGUUCGCCUGGA
Messenger RNA from Tuber melanosporum (Perigord truffle), 1384 nucleotides. RefSeq lists its product as uncharacterized. The transcript is spliced from 3 exons. Lineage: Eukaryota; Fungi; Ascomycota; Pezizomycetes; Pezizales; Tuberaceae. The coding region runs from base 795 to 1316 and encodes 173 amino acids. The record is from RefSeq and is a predicted model, not a curated record.